AUGGAAACCCUAGAGGAUGAAACAUUGGAGCAAGUGCAAGACAUACAGUCAGCAAUCGAGUCAACCCAAGAUAUAAACUCGUUGCGGAACCUCGAUGAAGUGGAAGGGAUCCUGGGCUACGAGUUUAACAACAAACUGUUGUUAGAAGAAGCUUUCACACAUGCUUCGCCGAGAGGCUUCUCCAACGAGCGGUUAGAGUACGCAGGUGACUCCGUUCUUAACCUACUCUUCACCAAAGAGCAGUAUUUUGAAUACCCUGAUUUGCCGCCGGGAGCUUUGACCAGGCUCCGAGCAGCUAAUGUCAACACCGAGAAAUUGGCUCGUGUCGCUGUUAAACAUGGGCUACAUCGCUUUCUGCGUCACAAGAAACCUCUUCAUGAGGAGCAAAUUCGACAAUUUUCUAGAGAAAUACAGUGCUAUCCUUUGCAUUCCAAUGGACUGAUUGACGUGCCAAAGGCGUUAGCCGAUCUUGUUGAAUCCACCAUCGGGGCCGUUUUCAUUGACAGCAAUUCCUCCAUUGAUACUGUGUGGAAGGUGUUCAAGGAUUUGUUGGAGCCCAUAAUCAGGCGAGAGACACUGGAGAUACACCCAGUGACCCAGCUGUACGAAGUGUGCCAGAAGAGAAAUUUGAAAGUGAAAUUCGUAGAUUUAUGGAAAGAAAGCACAGCUUUCGAUGUGUUCAUAGAUGACCAACUUGUGGGAAGAGGUGCAUGUGGGCUCAAAAAGGAAAUUGCACAUAACAGGGCUGCCAAGGAUGCAUUGGACAAUAUUUGGAGAAUCUUGGAUCAAAAGGAUAAUAGUAUUGCUGAAGAAACAAACUCUUUGACAUGA
Durio zibethinus is the source of this 831-nucleotide messenger RNA. Its product is annotated as ribonuclease 3-like protein 3. Gene Ontology annotation, biological process: siRNA processing. The record is from RefSeq and is a predicted model, not a curated record. Lineage: Eukaryota; Viridiplantae; Streptophyta; Magnoliopsida; Malvales; Malvaceae. Gene Ontology annotation, molecular function: RNA binding; ribonuclease III activity. Gene Ontology annotation, cellular component: cytoplasm; nucleus.